GUCAAAUGUUGAAAUGUCAUUGUCAACAAAGGCAGGGAAACGACGACUGGGGGCAAAAGUCAAACAGUUUGCUGCAGUGUGGUAUUAUAAAGUGAAGGUUUUUAAUUAAUUUAAUUCAGUUCAGUUUUACUCUCCUAAAAAUAACAUAACUGAUGGUGUUAUCCAAAUAAUUCAUUCUGCAGUAAGUCUAAUCGCUGAAUCGAUUGCAUUACUGUUAAUUUUCCGAUACGAAGUAAACUUCCUGCUAUCGAAAUGAGUAAACCCCUGUCUUUACAAGAAUUGUACGCGAUUUACAAGCGCUGGGUGAUAAAUAAUCCCGGCCUUGUGACGGACGUAGAGACAGUAGCGACGUGGUCUUCUUACUUCGUGGCUGGAAAGAUAAACAAGUCGCCCAUAGUAUCAGAGUUGGUAUACUCACUCUCUAAACUCGUUUCGCUGUUCAACGACAGACUCAUUAGAGAAGCCUAUGGAACUGAGGAACCAUAUUACGGUCUUCGGGAGCAGAUCAAGCUAUGGCUGACAAUAAUUCACUACUGUGAAGUAUUUAUCGAGCUUUUAGUUAAACAUAGAUGGGGCACAAAAGGCAAGUGGACUGUAGCCACAUUACUUCAAGUGUUCAAAUGUUCUUCAGCUUUAGUGCUACUGUUCAGGUUCAAGGAACUGCCAAUAGCACACCCACCAGUAGCUGUACUACAGAGAAAGAAGUUUACUGAAGGUAAUGAGGCUGAUGAGAACUCUAAUUCAUUUUUCGCUCUUCGGCGAUCAGGGCGCCUUGUGCGACGCAUUGAUGGAGCGCCAUCAGUAGCCUUCCGUGACUGGGAGCCUGUGAAAAUUAAAGAUGACCGACCGGGUGCAGCUGCUAACAUAACAGACCUCAUUUAUGCUGAGUCAUUACAUAUAAUGAAGCCUUUAAUUCAUUUAGCAUCUAUGAAAGCAUUUGGAACUAAAGCAUGGAAGCAGUGGGUCGUUGCUCUCUGCUUGGACAUGGUGAGCCUAAAACUGUACAGUAAAUACAUGAAAGACUUUUCACAUGAGCAGCGACUGGAAAUAAGUCGUAGAAAGUUAGGCUUAGUGUUGUACCUUUUGAGGAGUCCUAUGUAUAAUGGUUACUCAAAGAAUGUUAUAGAAAAUGGUUUGAAUUCUAUGUCAGCGAAGAUACCAGCUAUGUCCUUCAUAUGUGGCCCAAUCAUUCAAUACCUGAGUCACUGGCAAGACAUCUACUUUUACAUGUGGGCUUCAUAAAUAUAGUAAAAUUUUAUAGUGUAAUGGAGAAUACGAAUUGAUAAAGAA
Spodoptera exigua (beet armyworm) is the source of this 1290-nucleotide messenger RNA. The record is from the annotation of a GenBank genome assembly. NCBI's taxonomy places the organism in Eukaryota, Metazoa, Arthropoda, Insecta, Lepidoptera, Noctuidae.